AUGGAGAAUCCUCACGUACAUGAAAACUUACAGCAUAUCCAAGCUGUUUUAUCAAAUUAUGAUACAUCUUUUCUAUCUGAUGACGAGGAAGAUUACUGCCCUUUAUGUAUGGAAACAUUAGAUAUAACGGAUAAGAAUUUCAAGCCCUGUCCCUGUGGUUAUCAAAUUUGUCAGUUCUGUUACAACAAUAUUAGACAAAAUCCGGAAUUAAAUGGCCGCUGUCCAGCGUGUCGCCGUAAGUAUGACGACGAAUCCGUUGAAUAUAUAGUUUUAUCACCGGAGGAGUUGAAAAUGGAACGGGCAAAGCAGGCAAGAAAAGAACGUGAGAGGAAACAGCGUGAAAAGGAGCGGAAGGAGAAUGAGUAUGCUAAUAGGAAGUAUUUGGCGGGUAUGAGGGUGAUUCAGAAGAAUUUGGUGUAUGUAAUUGGUCUAAAUCCACCGGUUCCGUAUGAGGAGGUUAGCACGCUGUUGCGGUCGGAGAAAUACUUUGGUCAGUAUGGUAAAAUCAACAAAAUUGUUGUAAACAAGAAAACAGGUCAUAAUGACCAUCAGACUGGGUAUGGAAUUUAUGUGACCUUUUCGCGGAAGGAUGACGCUGCCAGGUGUAUACAGGCGGUUGAUGGUACGUUCAUUGAUGGGCGACAGGUUAAGGCGGCAUAUGGUACAACGAAGUAUUGCUCGUCAUACUUGCGAGGCCAACCUUGUCCUAAUCCGAAUUGUAUGUUUUUGCACGAGCCUGGAGAAGAAGCAGAUUCAUUCAAUAAAAGAGAGCUCAACAAUAAACAGCAGCUGCAGCAGGGGCAGCAGACCGCCCAUUUGCACUCGCAAUCUGGCCAACAGGUACCAUUGCAAGUUAACCAACAUAUUCAACAGCAGCAGCAGCAGAAUCACCACCAUAUUCACCAUCCUUCCCCAUUCAAGGUUUUGCAUGACUCAACUGGUAUGACUGGGGGGAACGAUACUUCUGGAGUACCAUCUCCCGCUCAGGCCAGAACGCAGUUGCAUUUGGACGAUAGUUCUUCUUCGUCAACCCCAGCCGCCCAUACACCUGUUCUGACUCCUGCCCCAAUUCCUACAGGUUCGAACCCUUGGGGUAUUACUCAAUCUUCAACGCCCGUGUCCGCCCUAUCCAAGGCCUCAAGUUCGAAUGCAUUUCCAGCACUUGGUGAAGGCAUAAACAUUGCAGGUAAUAUACCAUCCAGCGCUUCAGUCGCUACACCAUCCAAUUGCAACCAACCAGGUAGCAGUAGCAGGAAUAAAAAGAAUAGUGAAAAACAAAACGAAAAUCCUUCUGAUCCUUUGGGCAGCGCUGUGAAAUUUAUUGACGACACAAUCAACUUCCUUUCGAAUUACCAGUGUAUUGAUUAUAAGCUUACAGCUGGUAUCAUCGACGAUGAAACAUACGCAAGCUACCCACCUUUAUUUUCAUAUGCUAACAUUGAUGUUUCUGAGGAAUCCGAGGGUAUUUUAGGAAGAAAGUUAAUCGACAUGUUAGCUAUCAAACCAGCCGACCAUGUCGCUACUUCCUUUCCGUCUCAACAGGAAGUAUCUCCUCAGAUGCAACAACACCAUCAGCAACUACAAGGCUCACAGAAACAGCUCCAACAACAACAAUUACAACAGCUUCAACAAUUACAACAUUUACAACAACUCCAGCAACAACAACUCCAACAACAGCAACAGCAGCAGCUGCAGCUGCACCAAACUACACAACAGGCUGCGGCAGCUCAGCAUAAUUCUUCUGAUGCAACACCUCAACAUUUGAACUCUGAAUUGCAUCUUCACCAUGGCCAACAGCAAACUAAAUCCAUGGUAAACUCUCCUCCGCCUGGCAUGUUUAUCCAUAACAAUCAGCAAAACCAGAACAUUGGAGCAGUACCACAUACAGGUGCUCAAUCUCGCAGCAACAAUUCUACUGAUCUGUUAAACCAACUGAUCAAUGGUAAGAAAGUAGCUGCUAGCAAUUAA
This is a messenger RNA of Eremothecium sinecaudum, 1968 nucleotides long. RefSeq names its product CCR4-NOT core ubiquitin-protein ligase subunit MOT2 (gene MOT2). Gene Ontology annotation, cellular component: CCR4-NOT complex. The transcript has a single exon. Gene Ontology annotation, biological process: protein ubiquitination. The record is from RefSeq and is a predicted model, not a curated record. NCBI's taxonomy places the organism in Eukaryota, Fungi, Ascomycota, Saccharomycetes, Saccharomycetales, Saccharomycetaceae. The coding region runs from base 1 to 1968 and encodes 655 amino acids. Gene Ontology annotation, molecular function: RNA binding; ubiquitin-protein transferase activity; metal ion binding.